Messenger RNA from Guillardia theta CCMP2712, 1405 nucleotides. RefSeq lists its product as hypothetical. The record is from RefSeq and is a predicted model, not a curated record. Lineage: Eukaryota; Cryptophyceae; Pyrenomonadales; Geminigeraceae. The coding region runs from base 1 to 624 and encodes 207 amino acids. The transcript has 12 exons.
AUGGUGGUAGUUCUGGUGCAUGGCUUCGGCGGGUGGAGCCGCGAGGAGAUGAGAGGGAAGUUCUUCUACUGGGGAGCACAGAAAGAUCUUGCAAGUGAGCUCAUGGAUGCAGACGGAUCGCUGCGUGUGCUCACUGCUUCCGUCGGCCCCUUCAGCUCCGUCUGGGACAGAGCCGUCGAACUCUUCUAUCAAAUCAAGGGAGGAAGGGUGGACUACGGGAGGGCACACUCCCAAGCGCACAAGCACGAGCGAUAUGGUCGCACCUUUCCGGGGCUCUACCCGGAGUGGAGCGAGGAGCGCCCAAUCCACCUCCUCGGUCACAGCAUGGGUGGCUUGACCGCAAGGGCCCUUGUGCAGCUGCUGAGCCAGCACGGGAGGGACAGGGAGGAGGAGGACGUGUUCGGUGAGCUCGAGUACAGCGACGCCAUCAGCGACAGGUGGGUGAGGACGGUGACAACAGUCGCCUGCCCGCACGACGGGACUCCCCUGCUGUCCGUGGUCAAGGACUUGGACCUGAUGGACUUAAUCUUCCAAGGUACGUCGAUCAUGGCAGGAGCAGCAGGUAGGAGGAGAAAGCCCGAGGACCCGCAACUCUUCGACUUCAAGCUGGACCAGUGGGGUUGAAGCCGCAGGAGGAGGAGGAGACGUGGAGGGAGUACAGGAGUCGCGUUUCCAACUCUAAGGUGUGGAGGGAGAAGCCGAGGGACCUGUGCCAUCACGAUCUCUCUCUUGAGGGAGCAGCGGAGCUCAAUUCAUGGAUCCAAGAGUCUCCAUCCGUCUACUACUUCUCCCUCUCCUCCUGCACAACAUACCUGGAUCCGUUUUCCUUCGGAGAAGCCUUCCUUCCCCUCCUGUCGACAAAUCCUAUGUUCGUGGGGCCUGGGACCCUGCUGGGAUGUGCAUCAAGAGCUGGGGAUCGCCUCUGCCCAAGGAUCGACAAGGGCUGGAGAAGCAACGACGGUCUUGUCUCUACCAUCUCCACGCGUUGGCCGUCUCUCUGCUACAAGUCGAGUAGCGACGAAACGGCGAUUGUUCUCCCUUCCAAUCCCCUCCCCUCCCCGGACUGGCAGCUGUGCUCGAGGGCUACCGAGGUAGAUGAUGUUUGUAAUGGAGAGGAUGCCGCAAAGUUCGGAUCGAAGGGUCUGCUGUGGUGGAGAGAUAAGGAGUUCUCGUUUUCUUGCCAGAUCCGUGCAGGCGUGUGGAACUACCUGGGUCAGAUGACAGAUCUUGAUCACCUUGCCUGCAUCGGCUGGAACUUCGGCUAUGCUGGAGUUGGAAGCCUCCUGCCGACCAGCUGGACAUGGGAAGCGAAGGAGUUCUACCUCGACCUGUUCGCCUUCCUCCGCCACGUCGUGAGAUGAGACACGACAGACUUCAUGUACAAAAUAAUAAUGGAGUUAAGAAC